Podospora pseudocomata is the source of this 2364-nucleotide messenger RNA. RefSeq lists its product as uncharacterized. The transcript has 2 exons. NCBI's taxonomy places the organism in Eukaryota, Fungi, Ascomycota, Sordariomycetes, Sordariales, Podosporaceae. Bases 298 to 2364 code for a protein of 688 amino acids. The record is from RefSeq and is a predicted model, not a curated record.
CACUAAUAGUUAGCAGCAUUUGACCCCCAGCGCCCCCGCAGCGGGCAUCCUUCUUCAAUCUCCAUUUUCCAGCCCUGUGGUUUGAACUGUUGGGACCCCUGUUUGAGUCGACAGCUCAACGGCGGCUGGUGCUGCGCCCUCCCUGGGGAAACAUCUUUCUUUUACCUAGCACCACCACCCCUCCUUUUUUUUCUUUAUUUUAACCUUCUUUGUUUCUCUCCCUCUCGAACCUGACUACGGCUCCAGGUCUGUAUACUCACCACGCGAUUGACUGAUUAAUCCUCGGUGCGCGCAACAAUGGGCUUCUUCUCGCGCAUAAAAAAGAACAAGUCGCUUGAUGGUGGUGGUGGUGGGGCGGCGCAUUACGAUCCUAGGUUCAGCAAUGACCAAACGACAACACCACGAUCCAACAGUUAUGACCCGAGAGACUACCAACUAUCCGGCUCUGGGUUCAGGGCCAUGGUGACGGGCAAUUCACCUAGAUUGAUUGCCCAACUGCCCGAGGGGGUGCUACGGCGUAUCUUCGGACUGGUGUGCCCCCAUGCCAGGGACGAGAGCUACGAGACGUUUGAGGGGAGCGCAAUGAUGAUUGUUGGGGGGGAAGAGGAGAGGUGCAUGCUUUGUGACAUGAGGGAUUUGGCGCAUUGCGUUGGGGUGUGUAGACGGUGGAGGGGGGAGGGGGUCAAGGUUUUGUAUCAUAGUAUACGACUCGAUCCGGUGCAUUACUGCCCUCUGGAACCGAUACUUUCUGAUCGAAGAAAACGCCGCUCGUUUUUUGACAGGAAUGGCUCGCCGGAGGAUCCGUGUUUGAUGAGGCUGAAGCUGCUGUGUCGGACGUUGAGGGAGGACCCGGUUAGGAGGGGGGCGUUGGUGAGAUAUCUCAAGAUGCCGUACAUGCUUAGGGAAGCGGCGCAGGCGGAUUUGGCGAGGACGAUUGCGGUUACGCCGGGGUUGAGAUAUGUUGAUUUACCAGAGGGCUUGUUUACCGACGAGCCGGGGUUUGUGACGUUGCGGCUGGAGGUCCAGGCGAGGUGUUUGGAGUUGAGGAAGAUGAGCUACAUGCGCGGGAGCGAGAACUCUUUGCAGGCGCUAGCGACGGGGAGGGUGUGGACGAGGCUGGAGGUGUUGGAGCUGAAUAGGAUAGGGAUGGACGGGGGGAUGUUGAGGUUGGUGUUGGGUGGGUUGGGGGGGUUGAAGGCGCUGAAGAUGUCGGAGAUGGAUGUCGGGGAUGAGGUUUUUUCGAGUGGGUGGGAGGAGCAGCUGCCUCCUUUUCCGGGGACGAUCGAGGAGUUGGUUUUGACCGACUGCAAGAAUAUCACUGGGGAUGGCCUGAGGUCGUGGCUAUCCACCUCCCCUGAAUCACGAGAGCGGCUCCGGGUGCUGACCCUUAACAACACUGGUGUCCGCGUUUGGGGGCUACACUCGAUCAUAUCCCUCGCUCGCGGAUUGAAACACCUCUCCAUCGUCGAAAGGGUCACCGUCGCCAUGCCUUCCUCUCCAGACCUCCAACCCCUCAGGAGCACCACCCUCGAAACCCUCCGCUACGAAAUCACCUCCGCGACCCCAACCAAGAAAUACGGCUCCCCACCACACAACUCCUCAAGCAUUACCUCAUCCUACUACACCUAUCUGGCCACCUCCCUCCUAUCAGGCGGCCUGCCACAACUCCGCUCCGCCUAUGUUAGGGACACCACCUUCCCCGACCUCCUCCUCGGCCUACCGCCUCUCCCUUUACCCUCCUUUAGUUCCUCUCCCGCCCGACCAGGCAGCUCCUCCUCCAUAACACCCUUUUCGUCAUCCCCAUCAAGACCCGCCAAUUUCGGUGGUCUCCCCCCCUUACAACCCGGCUCCUCACUACCCAACUCCAACCCCUUCUCCCCCGGCCACCGCCCCCAAGGCAGCCUGUCCAGCCUCUCCCCCUUUGGUCAGAACCAACAACAAACCAAUCGCUUCAGCAGCAACAACCCCUUCGCCAGCCUCACCACCGCCCACAACGCCUUCCUCAACCUCCCCGCAAAGCUGGAAGUUUUUACAAAAUCCGAAGAGGACGACGCGCUAAACUGGAAUUUUGUCCGCAUCGGCGGCGGCGGUGGCGGCGGUGGGAGACAAAACAAGGGGGAGAGACCACUAAGCAGUUACGGCUUGGGUGCUGAUAUCUUGGGUGACGCAGGCGGUUGGAGCUCUGGUGCCGGGGCAAGGAGGAGCGUGCUUGUUGGUGGGAGGGGGGAGGGAGGCGGGUUUUUGGCUGUUCCCACUGAUGUGCCGAGGGGGAGACAAGAGGAGGAACAGCAACAAGAAGAGUGGCCUAGGCCGAGGACGCGGGACGGGGAGGGGAGGAGGGAUAGGUUGGAUUUGUGGAGGUGA